Molecule: messenger RNA, 2649 nt
Organism: Meloidogyne enterolobii
Lineage: Eukaryota; Metazoa; Nematoda; Chromadorea; Rhabditida; Meloidogynidae
Source: the annotation of a GenBank genome assembly
UUAAUGACAAGCUCUAGCGAAUGUGAAAUUCUACAACCUUCACAAAUAAUUCGAGAACGUUGGAAAAUUAAAAAUAAAAUUGGUGGUGGAGGUUUUGGAGAAAUUUAUGAAGCUAUUGAUUUACAAAACCAUAAUGAAAGAGUUGCUAUUAAAGUAGAAUCAAGCAAAGCAACAAAACAAGUACUUAAAAUGGAGGUGGCUGUACUUCGAAGACUUCAAGGCAAGUUUAUCAACAACACCUGGAAGAAGCAUGCAUGUAAAUUUUAUGGUUGUGGAAGAAACGAAAAAUUUAAUUAUUUGGUUAUGGGAUUACAAGACAAAAAUUUAGCUGAUUUAAGAAGAGAAUCCCCAACUCAACGUUUUUCUUGCUCAACAGCUUUACGUGUUGCUCAACAUAUUUUACAAGCAAUUUGUGAAAUACAUUCAAUUGGAUUUUUACAUAGAGAUAUUAAACCUUCAAAUUUUGCUGUUGGAAGAACUUUAUCUACUCAACAUAAUAUUUAUAUGUUAGAUUUUGGAUUAGCUAGACUUUAUUUAAAUGCAAAAGGAGAAGUACGGACACCGAGGUCGGCUGCUGGGUUUCGUGGAACUGUUAGAUAUGCAGCUAUUUCUGCUCAUAAAAAUAAGGAAAUGGGCCGUCAAGACGAUUUAUGGUCUCUCUUCUAUAUGCUUAUUGAAUUUUUGAAUGGAUCAUUGCCUUGGAGAAGAAUAAAGGAUAAAGAUGAGGUUGGGAGAAUGAAGGAAGAAGCAGAUAUUCGAGAAUUACUUGAUGGAAAUCCGUCAGAAUUACAUCAUUUUGCUGAACAUUUGAGUGGAUUAACUUAUGGGGAUUUGCCUGAUUAUGAGCUUUUGGAGGAUUGUUUGUGUGUUGCUAUGAAAAGAUUGGGAAUUGGGGCAAAUGAUCCUUUUGAUUGGGAAAAUGGUUAUGCUUUUGUUUCUGAUCCAAAUAGUAGUAAAGCUUUGCCUUGUUCUUCUUCAGCAAUUCAAGGAGAUGCUCACCAUAAUAAACAGAAAUCUAGUCAAAUUGGGCGUUCAUAUACAACAGCUUUUCGAGAAAAUUGUCCAGAUGUUAAUACAACAACAAAUGCUGGAGGAAAUAAAAAUAAAGGGUUAUUGGAUACACAAGCGCCGAUAACUGGAGAUGAAGACGGGGAUGAGGAACAACAAACUGGGAAUUAUAUACAGGCACAUUUAGCUUCAAAUGCUUCUGGACAAAUUGGAGGGGGAGAACAUUCUUAUGGAGAUGAUGGGGGAGGAAAUGGAGGAGGAGGGAUUAAUAAUAAUAAUAAAGAAUUAAAACCAAAAUAUAAGAGACAAGAAUUUUUAAGACCAAAAAUUAAUCAAAAUCUUGUUAAAAUGAAUCAAAAAAAUUUGGGAAAAUCUAUUGAUGCAGUUAAUGAACGAUUUAUGAAAGUUCAAAGCAAUUCACCUGUCCCAAUAGGCAAAAGAUAUCAAAAUGGAAGUAAAAUAUCGGCAACAACAAUUAACGGACCUGCACCCCUUUCUUCAAUGUCUAAUGUUUCUAGAAGUGAUGAAAAUAAAUUAAUAUUAUUACCGGAAAGAAGGGCAGAAAGUAUGCAGCCACAAACAUUAAAUGUUGGGGGAAAUUCUGGCAUUUCUUCCCCUGAAAAACCUCCAACAAUAACAAGAGAUAUGUAUACAUCAUUACAGAGAAUCCCAACUCCAUCAGCCCCAGUAUCUAAAGCAGGAACACCAACAACUGAUCAACACCAACAAAUAAAUAAUCCAUCUAAAUCAACAUCUACACCUACUUUACGUCAGAGAAAUGGUUCUUUUGAAGCUGGAAUAAAUAAUUAUAGAAAAGGAGAAAAUGGAAAUAGUCGUGAACGUUUAAAUAAAUAUGCGGCAGCAGGCUCCCCAGCAAUUUAUCAACAACAAGACGAACAUUUGAGACAAAAACAGAAAAAAAUAGAAAAAUCAGCCCAAAGACAAUUAUCUCCUCAAAAAUAUUCUGUUAAUAAAGCAAUGAUUAAUUCUGUUGUUGUUGGGGAUGGAAAGGAACAAAGAAGGGAAAGAAGAAGUAGUAGGGAUGAAUUAAUUGGGAGUGGUGUUAAUUUAAUAUCUCAUUUCAAAAAUUUGGUUAAUAGUUUUAAUUCGUUGAAUAUAGCCAAUCGUUCUGGGAGUGGUGGCCGUUCAAAAUCUUUAUCUUCUCGUGGUUUUGGCGGAGAUAAACAUAAAUUAAGCAAUCCAACACCUACACCCCCAACAAUAUUGAAACCUUCAGAUAGUCGAAGUAGUCGAAAAGGAAGUUCAAAACUUAGUGCUCCAAGUAGUAAAGGAAAUAAUGAAGAUACUUCUGCUACUUCUGGUAUUGGAAGUGCAUCCCCAACAAUUAGACAUAAAUCACGUGAAAGAAUAACAACAACAACAAAAAAAAAUAAUUUAAAAGAUAAUAAUCAAAGAGAAUAUCAUCAACAACAACAACAACAAAAACACAAAAGUGUGGACAGUCGAAGAUCCUUAAAUGAAUUAAAUAAUAAUUCAAAUAACCAAACAAUUUUAUUAGAACAAUAUACAAAAGAACUUUUAAAAGUUGGACAACAACAAAGAAGAGAAGGACAACAACAGAGACAGCAACAACAACAAUUUUUAUUAAAACAUAAUGGAAGAUAUUUGGGAAAUCUUUAA